AAGGAAAUAAACAUUUUCCACAUCCAGUUAAGGAAUCUUAAAAUGUUAAAAGAAAAAAAAAAACUUGCAUAUAAUUUAAAAUAAAUAAAUCAAAUAAUUUUAAAAUAAAUCUGUAAGGCCAAAUUCUGUGAGAGUGUCGUGAAGAAACUGUGAGAGGCUGCGAUGUGUUUUGGAAGAUGUAUGGCUUGGGUAAUGGUGCUAGAGAGCGAUCCGAGGGUUGAUUGGGAUAAAGAGAUGGGAAGAGCGAGUUGGAGGCGGAGGGAAGUUUCCAUCUCUGCGGGGACUGAAGUGUUCAUGCCUAGGGCCAGCUCUGGCUAACAUUCAACCCAGCCCUCCGCAGCAAGCGUGCAACAAAACCAGCAGACUAUUCGAAGACGAUUGUCUUCAGUCGCCAUACCGCCCGAGAGCCGCCUCUUCCCGGAUUCACUCUCCUUCUUAUCGCCGAUAUUGUCUGGACGUCUUUGAAGACCGCUCUGUAGAACAGAGGAGCAGUGAACUGAGAUCUAGCCUGGUGUUUUCCAGCCGAGAAUGAACGGAACUAUGGAGUUGUCUGAAGAAGUCAUUCCUGUCCAGGAAGAAGCUUCACAAAACUGGCCCAAAGAGGACCUGCUGAGCUUGCUAGAGAGCAUGAGAAUCAACCUUCCCCAGAAUGACCUGACCAAAUUCAAAACUGCAGAGUCACAUCUGGACUGGAACAAGGUGGCAUUCAACCAGUACACAGGAGACAUGUGCAAAGAGAAAUGGCUUGAGAUUUCUCAUGAGGUGCGGAAGUUCCGCACGCUGUCGGAAAUCAUCUUAGACGCUCAGGAUCAUGUGAAGAACCCCUACAAGGGCAAGAAGCUCAAGAAACAUCCUGAUUUCCCAAAGAAACCCCUGACUCCCUACUUCCGCUUCUUCAUGGAGAAAAGAGCAAAGUAUGCCAAACUGCACCCAGAGAUGAGCAACCUGGAUCUCACCAAGAUCCUGUCCAUGAAGUACAAGGAACUGCCAGACAAGAAGAAGAUGAAAUACAUGCAGGACUUUCAGAGGGAGAAGGAAGAGUUUGAACGCAAUAUGGCAAGAUUUAGGGAUGAGCACCCUGACCUGAUGGAGAACUUUAAGCGCUCGGACAUCCCGGAAAAACCCAAAACUCCCCAGCAACUCUGGUAUAGUCACAAGAGGAAGAUCUACUUAAAAACACACCCUGAUGCCACGACCAAGGAUAUCAAAGAAGGCCUGGGCAAGCAGUGGUCCCAGCUGCCUGACAAGAAGAGGCUGAAGUGGAUCACAAAGUCUCUGGAGCAGCAGAAGCAGUAUGAGGAGGUGAUGCGAGGGUACAUCCAGCAGCACCCGGAGCUCAACAUGAGCCAGGAGCGCAUCACCAAGUCCACCCUGACCAAGGCUGAGAGACAGCUGAAGGACAAGUUUGACGGCAGACCCACCAAGCCCCCUCCGAACGGUUACUCCAUGUACUGUGCCGAGCUCAUGUCCAACAUGAAGGACGUCCCCAGCACCGAGCGCAUGGUGAUGUGCAGCCGGCAGUGGAAGCUGCUGGCCCAGAAAGAGAAGGACGGCUUUCAGAAGCGCUGCGAGCAGAGAAAAAAGGCGUAUGAAAUUGAGAUGAACCGGUUCUUAUGUAGUCUCUCAGAGGAGGAGCAGCAGCGUGUGUUGGGAGAGGAGAAGAUGCAGGGCUUCAACAAGAAAGGUGCUGGCAACCCUCCCUCCAAGAAGAACUCCAUCUCCAAGGGGAGCUCGGACAAACCCAAGCGACCGAUCUCUGCCAUGUUCAUCUUCUCAGAGGAGAAGCGGCACAAGCUGCAGGAGGAGCGUCCCGAGUUGGCAGAGAGCGAGGUGACAAGGCUGCUGGCCCGCAUGUGGAAUGACCUGUCUGACAAGAAGAAGGUAUGCAUGGCAGCGUCCGAGAUCGGCAGGGGGUGCUUCUCAGAGGCUGCCAGGCAGAGCCGGACAUUCUGGUUCUUUAGCUAUUUUGAAAUGAUUUCUUUGGGAUUAGUCAACUGAGAUGCAAGUGCUAUGUUUGUAGGAAGCAAUAUGACACGUUACAACUUAAAGACAAAAUUAUAUUUGUGACGCUAGAGUCCAAAAUUUACUGGUUAUGAAGGCUGUGCGGACAGUACGGAGUAACCAAUAGGUCUUCCAUUGCAAAAACUGGGAGUGUCCAGUGGCAAGCUCUUUAAUAAUUUAUAGCUCAUUGAGUUCUGAAAGAUGGCCCUUUUAAUUUGGAGGUUGAGUGUCCCAUUUAAGGCUGUUAAUGUGUUACAGCAAAUCCUGCAGUAUGCACAACAAUUGCAUUACUUUACUAUACCUUUGCUGUAUCUCAAGUUGUCUAUCACAGCAAUUUAGUUAUUGAUGGGCUUGAGAUUAGAGCUACAUCUAAAGUCAAAAAUCUAUGUAAAUUUGACUAUGCGUUGUCUUUUGAGGCCCAGGUUAGAAAUACCUGCAGAGUAUCUUUUUUUUUCAUCUACAAAAUAUCACUCGCCUUAGAUCAUCUUUGUUGCAGAGAAACUGAUACAUGCCUUUAUUUCAUCGAGAAUUGACUACUGUAUUGCCUUGCUUGUGGCUAUUUCCACUAAUGUUCUUAACAGGUUGCAAUACGUUCAUAAUUCUGCUGCUCGAGUUUUAAUAAGAAAAAGAAAGCAUGAUCACAUAACACCGGUGUUAGCAACUCUGCACUGGUUACCAGUUAAAUAUAGAAUUGACUAAGAUCUUACUGUUGAUCUUCAAGGUCUUGACUAGCCUGGGUCCAUCUUGCACCAAGGAUCUGCUUUCCUGCUACAUUCCCCAACGCAGCUUGUGGUCUGGCAAAAAUGAUCUCCUACGAACUAUGGGAGAUCGUGCCUUUUGCUCUGUGGCCCCUCUUCUUGAAAGGCAGUUCCAGAGGUCUGACAGGGACUCGAGUCUGUCUCAAAAAUCGUGCCUCAAGACACAUUUUUAUACACUGGCUUACUGCACUGCAUAGUUUUUAUUGUAUUGUU
Molecule: messenger RNA, 2972 nt
Organism: Polyodon spathula (Mississippi paddlefish)
Lineage: Eukaryota; Metazoa; Chordata; Actinopteri; Acipenseriformes; Polyodontidae
Product: nucleolar transcription factor 1-like
Exons: 14
Coding region: 529-1998 (489 amino acids)
Source: RefSeq, a predicted model, not a curated record